This is a messenger RNA of Aphanomyces astaci, 343 nucleotides long. RefSeq lists its product as hypothetical. Lineage: Eukaryota; Oomycota; Saprolegniomycetes; Saprolegniales; Verrucalvaceae. The annotation marks the transcript as partial. The record is from RefSeq and is a predicted model, not a curated record. The transcript has a single exon.
AUGGUGGAGAAGCAGGGUAACUCUCGUGUCAAACCCAGAAAUCCAGCACGCCUAGAUGAGACAAGGCCUCUCAAUCCACCUCCCGUCCCAGAUAACACGGAUGUCGCCUCAGCCGACGAAAGCAAGUCAGAUGUGUCCAUACUAUCUGAGAGCAACGACGACGAGACACUGACCCAAUCUGUUGUCCCAUGCACCCCAACAAAUCCGAAUGCGCACUUUGACUCGAAGGACUCGUACUUCGCGUCAAUUCUUACGUCUAGGAUGUUAUCGCUGCUGGCCUCUGGCGUGCAGUCUGCGAACGAAACAAUUCAUCACUUAGCUCAAGUGUCUACCCACACCCAUG